AGACCCCCUCAAGUAUUAAUAUCUGGAGGUGGGUGAAGCUGGUACACAGUGAGAUUUUCCUUUUCUCUUUAGGGAACUGCAAACAACUGAGAUUGACUCUGCCAUGUGCCUGUCUAAUGUCCCUGGGGUGCUUUCUGCUCCCCCUCAGAGUGGAUGAUGGUUGCUGCUCGUGGGCACCCAUGAACUGCUCAACAGAUGGAAAAAAAGGUUACUCUUUCUUAAAAUAAGCCCUGAGAAAAGACAGAACCAAUAUACUGUUUUCUCCUCCCAGCAGUAAAUAAUUUGGAGAGAGCUCUCUUAGUGCCUACAGAUGUUUGAUCAGGUACAAACACACUUGGAAAAUCAGUCUCGAUACCACAUACAGCAGAGCCAGAGGCACCAGGUGAAGCAGUACGUGACCCUUGAUACCAAGCUGUCCAGCCAGACCCUGUCGCUGUCCCACUCUCACACCAUCCAGCCGGUGGGGGUGGCGUCCAUCCUGCGAAGCGGACCCAUGCCUCCAGUGAGCAGCAGCGGCACUGCCGAGAGCCCUGUCGCCAAGCUGCUGGCCCUUGGAGCCGAGCACGAAAAUGCGAUGGAAGAAGUUAUUGAAGACAUAAUCAAUAUGGAAUCAAAUUUUAAUGAUGAAGGGAUAGGUUGUUCUGAAACUCCUUUACUAAUGCAAAGAACUCUAUCUAGCAGCAUUUUGGAUAUAUAUAACAGUGACCAGGGAAUGGCACCAGCUAAUAUGGGUCUCACAAAUGCUACAUGCCCAGCUAAUCUACCAGUAAAAAGGGAGCUCACAGCAGAUACAAGAGCAAUGGCAAAGGAGAGACAAAAAAAGGAUAACCACAAUCUCAUUGAGAGAAGAAGAAGGUACAAUAUUAAUUACCGAAUCAAGGAGCUUGGCACACUCAUCCCCAAGUCUAACGAUCCUGAUAUGCGCUGGAACAAAGGAACUAUUUUAAAGGCAUCAGUAGAGUACAUCAAGUGGCUACAAAAAGAACAACAGAGAGCCAGAGAAUUAGAACACAGGCAGAAGAAAUUAGAGCAUGCUAACAGAAGACUUCUACUCCGAAUUCAGGAACUGGAAAUCCAGGCACGUGCACACGGCCUUCCAGUCACGUCCGCGCUCAGUGCUGUUGAUUUAGCUGCACAGGUCAUCAAGCAACAGUCUUAUUCAGAGGAGAACUCUGUAGACUACCCUCAACAAAUGCCUCUGGUACAUGGACAAAAUUCUGAUGUCUGCAAUGGAUCUACAGCCUUUUCUGAUCCACUUUCACACUUCACGGAUUUGUCCUUCAGCGCGGCUUUAAAAGAAGAACAACGACUAGAGGAAAUUCUAUUGGAUGACACAGUGUCACCAUUUGGAACAGACCCACUCUUGUCCUCCACAUCUCCAGCUGCAUCAAAAGAGAGCAGCAGGAGAAGCAGCUUUAGCACAGAUGAUGGAGAUGAUUUAUAAAAGCAGAAAGGGUCUCAUACUUCUCUAAACCACUUGUUAAAAGACUGAGCUGAACGUAAGCAUAGUUUACGCUUAUUUUAAAUACCUAUGAGGAGAGACACUAUAAAAAUAAAUUACUACAUGCAAGGGUUUCAAUCAGUCCUUACUUCACAAGAAAAUAAGAUGGACAUGAACUCAUAUCACUCUGCCCCAAAUUCACCCUCUGUUCACAGCUGACAUUUGCAUAAAUGUCUCUUCACUGGGAAUAUUUUUACUAUCACUUCAUGACUUUUUACAGUACUAUGAAAACGGUUAUCACAAAAGGAAUACCCAUGUUGCAAAACUGUAUUCAAACUCUUUUCAAUCUUUUCUCUGCUACAUAUAUGAAUUUUAGUCAUUUGGUAAUUUCUUUAUUUUUUAGUAAUGAAAAAUUCUACAAAAUGUGAAGCAACAGAGAACUAUUUAGGCUGGGAACUGUA
Sturnus vulgaris (Common starling) is the source of this 1902-nucleotide messenger RNA. The record is from RefSeq and is a predicted model, not a curated record. Lineage: Eukaryota; Metazoa; Chordata; Aves; Passeriformes; Sturnidae.